UUCAAAUUCCUCCCCAAAAUGUCCUUUCCCAACAGCUCUCCUGCUGCUAAUACUUUUUUAGUAGAUUCCUUGAUCAGUGCCUGCAGGAGUGACAGUUUUUAUUCGAGCAGCGCCAGCAUGUACAUGCCACCACCUAGCGCAGACAUGGGGACCUAUGGAAUGCAAACCUGUGGACUGCUCCCGUCUCUGGCCAAAAGAGAGGUGAACCACCAAAAUAUGGGUAUGAAUGUGCAUCCUUAUAUACCUCAAGUAGACAGUUGGACAGACCCGAACAGAUCUUGUCGAAUAGAGCAACCUGUUACACAGCAAGUCCCCACUUGCUCAUUCACCGCCAACAUUAAAGAAGAAUCCAAUUGCUGCAUGUAUUCUGAUAAACGCAACAAACUCAUUUCUGCCGAGGUCCCUUCGUACCAGAGGCUGGUCCCCGAGUCCUGUCCCGUUGAGAACCCCGAGGUUCCUGUCCCCGGAUAUUUUAGACUGAGUCAGACCUACGCCACCGGGAAAACCCAAGAGUACAAUAACAGCCCCGAAGGCAGCUCCACUGUCAUGCUCCAGCUCAACCCUCGUGGCGCGGCCAAGCCGCAGCUCUCGGCUGCCCAGCUGCAGAUGGAAAAGAAGAUGAACGAAACCGCGAGCGGCCAGGAGCCCACCAAAGUCUCCCAAGUGGAGAGCCCCGAGGCCAAAGGCGGCCUUCCAGAAGAGAGGAGCUGCCUGGCUGAGGUCUCCGUGUCCAGUCCCGAAGUGCAGGAGAAGGAAAGCAAAGAGGAAAUCAAGUCUGAUACUCCAACCAGCAAUUGGCUCACUGCAAAGAGUGGCAGGAAGAAGAGGUGCCCUUACACUAAGCACCAAACGCUGGAAUUAGAAAAAGAGUUCUUGUUCAAUAUGUACCUCACCCGCGAGCGCCGCCUAGAGAUCAGUAAGAGCGUUAACCUCACCGACAGGCAGGUCAAGAUUUGGUUUCAAAACCGCCGAAUGAAACUCAAGAAGAUGAGCCGAGAGAAUCGAAUCCGAGAACUGACCGCCAACCUCACCUUUUCUUAGGUCUGAGGCCCUGUGAGGCCAGGAUCCGAGAGGGGGCACCGUGUUCCAGGCCCGAGUGCUGGAAGACUGGGAAGGGGAAAGAAACCUUCAUUGCUCUUUGGUUUUUUUGUUUUGUUUUGUUUUGUUCUGUUCUGUUUUCCUGCUAGAAUGUGACUUUGGGGUCAUUCUGUUCGUGCUGCAAGUGAUCUGUAUUCCCUAUGAGUAUAUAUAUAUAUACAUAUAUAUUAAAAAACUUAGCACGUGUAAUUUAUUUUUUCAUCGUAAUGCAGGGUACCUAUUACUGCGCAUUUAUUUUCAUUUGGGUCUUAACUUAUUGGAACUGUAGAGCAUCCAUCCAACCAUCCACACUCAUCCACCCAUCUAUCCAACCAGCAAUGUGACUUUUUCCACAUUUUUCCUCACAUGAAAGUUCUCUGUGUGUGGUUAGCCCAUGAACUCGUGUCAUUCUGAAAACGUCCAGUACUUUUAAAAUUACAUACAUAUAUAUAUAUAUUUCAAACGAAUAAGAAAACCCACAAGCUUGGGGGGAGGGGGACUUUAAAAAGCACAUUACAAUGUAUCUUUUCACAAAUGAACUUAGCAAUUGUCCUUGGUGGAAUGGAGUAUUGACGACUUAUGCCUUGUAGCCUUUCCCUUGUGGUGCAUUUGUGGUUUGGUAGAAGUACAACAGCAACCUGUGCUUUCUGUGCAUGU
Molecule: messenger RNA, 1734 nt
Organism: Mesocricetus auratus (golden hamster)
Lineage: Eukaryota; Metazoa; Chordata; Mammalia; Rodentia; Cricetidae
Gene: Hoxd10
Product: homeobox D10
Exons: 2
Coding region: 19-1041 (340 amino acids)
Biological process (GO): regulation of transcription by RNA polymerase II
Cellular component (GO): nucleus
Molecular function (GO): RNA polymerase II cis-regulatory region sequence-specific DNA binding; DNA-binding transcription factor activity, RNA polymerase II-specific
Source: RefSeq, a predicted model, not a curated record